AACAAACAUUUCCUUGUCCUCUAGAGAGAGAGAGAGAGAGAGAGAGUGAGAAGAGCGAAAGAGAAAGAUGGCGAAGAGUUUAGCUCUAACAGCGAUCACGUUGCUGGUGUUAUGGCUGGCUAUGUCGGUUGGGACUUGGGCUGAGGAAAGUGAAUCAUGGACUGGAUGGCUUUCAAAGUCGCCCGGAUUCAGGCAUGACAAUGAAGUAAACCAAGCUAAUACUGCUUCUGGUCCAUCGGCGCAGGGGAGUUCUCAAAAUAUGGAUUUUUUGCUAGCGGUUCAACAAAAAUUACAGGUAGCUUUUCAGGCCAUUCAACAAGGAAAAAAAGAUGAAGGUCAAGAGAUGCUGAAAGUUAUUGUCACAAUUCUUAUGCGGGAAAAAUCUUUAACUAUAGAACAAAAAGAAGCUAAACUUACUGAGUUCGUGAAGAAUGCUGAGAAGUCACUCAAUCCAGAGACUCAAGUGAUUGCUGAACAAUUCCUUCUAGGAGCAAAAGUGGGACUAAAGAUUAAUCAACCACACCCAGGUGAUACUGCUUCCGGUCCAUCCGCUCAAGGAAGUUCUCAAAGUACGGAUGUUUUGCUAGCGGUCCAAAAAAAAUUAGAAGCAGCUUUUCAGGCCAUUCAGCAAGGACAACAAGCUCAAGGUCAAGAGAUGCUUGUAGAUGCUACCGUUGCUCUUAAACAGGAAAAAUCUUUAACUGUCGAACAAAAAUCAGCUAAACUUACCGAGUUCGUGAAGAAUGCAGAGAAGUCACUCAAUAAAGAGACUCAAGAGAUUGCUGAACAAUUCCUUCUCGGCGCACAAGUGGGAUUCAAGAUUAAUCAGCAACACCAAGCUAAUACUGCUUCUAGUCCAUCCGCUCAGGGGAGUUCUCAAAAUAAAGAUUUUUUGCUAGCAGUUCAACAAAAAUUACAAGUAGCUUUUCAGGCCAUUCAACAAGGAAAAAAAGAUGAAGGACAAGAGAUGCUUAAAGUUAUUGUCACAAUUCUUAUGCGGGAAAAAUCUUUAACUAUUGAACAAAAAGAAGCUAAACUUACCGAGUUCGUGAAGAAUGCUGAGAAGUCACUCAAUCCAGAGACUCAAGUGAUUGCUGAACAAUUCCUUCUAGGAGCAAAAGUGGGACUAAAGAUUAAUCAACCACACCCAGGUGAUACUGCUUCUGGUCCAUCCGCUCAGGGAAGUUCUCAAAGUACGGAUGUUUUGCUAGCGGUCCAACAAAAAUUAGAAGCAGCUUUUCAGGCCAUUCAGCAAGGACAACAAGCUCAAGGUCAAGAGAUGCUUGUAGAUGCUACCGUUGCUCUUAAACAGGAAAAAUCUUUAACUGUCGAACAAAAAUCAGCUAAACUUACUGAGUUCGUGAAGAAUGCAGGGAAGUCACUCAAUAAAGAGACUCAAGAGAUUGCUGAACAAUUCCUUCUCGGCGCACAAGUGGGAUUCAAGAUUAAUCAGCAACACCAAGCUAAUACUGCUUCUAGUCCAUCCGCUCAGGGGAGUUCUCAAAAUACGGAUUUUUUGCUAGCGGUUCAACAAAAAUUACAAGUAGCUUUUCAGGCCAUUCAACAAGGAAAAAAAGAUGAAGGACAAGAGAUGCUUAAAGUUAUUGUCACAAUUCUUAUGCGGGAAAAAUCUUUAACUAUCGAACAAAAAGAAGCUAAACUUACCGAGUUCGUGAAGAAUGCUGAGAAGUCACUCAAUCCAGAGACUCAAGUGAUUGCUGAACAAUUCCUUCUAGGAGCAAAAGUGGGACUAAAGAUUAAUCAGCCACACCCAGAUGAUACUACUUCUGAUCCACCCGCUCCGGGAAGUUCUCAAAGUACAGAUGUUUUGCUAGCGGUCCAACAAAAAUUAGAAGCAGCUUUUCAGGCCAUUCAGCAAGGACAACAAGCUCAAGGUCAAGAGAUGCUGGUAGAUGCUACCGUUGCUCUUAAACAGGAAAAAUCUUUAACUGUCGAACAAAAAGCAGCUAAACUUACUGAGUUUGUGAAGAAUGUAGAGAAGUCACUCAAUAAAGAGACUCAAGAGAUUGCUAAACAAUUCCUUCUCGGCGCACAAGUGGGAUUCAAGAUUAAUCAGCAACACCAAGCUAAUACUGCUUCUAGUCCAUCCACUCAGGGGAGUUCUCAAAAUACGAUUUUUUUGCUAGCGGUUCAACAAAAAUUACAUGUAGCUUUUCAGGCCAUUCAACAGGGAAAAAAAGAUGAAGGACAAGAGAUGCUUAAAGUUAUUGUCACAAUUCUUAUGCGGGAAAAAUCUUUAACUAUCGAACAAAAAGCAGCUAAACUUACCGAAUUCGUGAAGAAUGCUGAGGAGUCACUCAAUCCAGAGACUCAAGUGAUUGCUGAACAAUUCCUUCUAGGAGCAAAAGUGGGACUAAAGAUUAAUCAGCCACACCAAGAUGAUACUACUUCCGAUCCAUCCGCUCCGCGAAGUUCUCAAAGUACAGAUGUUUUGCUAGCGGCCCAACAAAAAUUAGAAGCAGCUUUUCAGGCCAUUCAGCAAGGACAACAAGCUAAAGGUCAAGAGAUGCUCGUAGAUGCUACCGUUGGUCUAAAACAGGAAAAAUCUUUAACCGUCGAACAAAAAGCAGCUAAACUUACAGAGUUCGUGAAGAAUGCAGAGAAGUCACUCAAUAAAGAAACUCAAGAAAUUGCUGAAAAAUUUCUUGAAGGCGCACAAGUGGGAUUCAAGAUUAAUCAGCAACACAAACCCUGAUACUGCCACCACAGCAAAAUCGGUCUUUUACAGCGCACAUUUUACGUGUGCCGUAAAAGACUGUCAUUUACGGCGCACAUCUCAUGUGUGCCGUCAGAAUGUCUUUAUUCGGGUCAUUCAUGGCGUGACAUGCUGUAAAUUAGUUAUCUAUUAAAGGCUUGCACAAUAUAUGUACCGUAAAUGAGUUAUUUAAAUAAUUUUUUACGACUUACUUUUCAAGCA
Messenger RNA from Rosa chinensis, 2938 nucleotides. RefSeq lists its product as uncharacterized. The transcript has 2 exons. Bases 68 to 2716 code for a protein of 882 amino acids. NCBI's taxonomy places the organism in Eukaryota, Viridiplantae, Streptophyta, Magnoliopsida, Rosales, Rosaceae. The record is from RefSeq and is a predicted model, not a curated record.